GUAUCGGCAUGUCUCGAUAAAGAAUAACACGUUUCAGUCAUGAUUCCCAUUUUAAUGUAGAUGUAAAUAUUGUAUUUAGUCAUUUUAAGUUAGUUGAGUAUUAAACUGACUUACCUAGGCAGUUAAAAUAAUUUUAUGUUAAUUCGUGUCGCACAAAAGCCGUGACACAUAUACGUGGACUAUUACAGAAAAUGGUGAUAAACAAUUGAAUGUCAGUUUCGCGGUAAAGCAUACAUUUACUUAAUGCACGCAGAUGUUUCGUCGUAAUAAAAACGAUGGAACUGAAUACACAAAACUUCAAUUAUGGGAUACAGAUACAAGGCCUACAAAACAUUCGAAUACGGAAGAAGCCGGGCGGCGCGGCGCGGGGGACGUGAGCGCGGGCGCCGGCGAUAUGUGGAUCAGUGCCGUCGAAAGUUCUAUCCUAAGUUGGGAGGCGGUGGCUGAGCGUUUGCAAGUGGACGUACGACGUGGCUUAUCAUGGCGGGAAGCGAACGAUCGUAUGAAUUUCGUGGGGCCCAACGAGUUCCAAGUGAAGGAACAGGAGCCGCUGUGGAAGAAGUACAUCGAGCAAUUUCAGAAUCCACUUAUUCUGCUAUUGCUUGGUUCAGCUGUCGUGAGUAUUUGUAUGCGACAGUUCGACGACGCGAUCUCAAUAACCGUGGCCAUCAUGAUUGUGGUGACAGUCGCCUUUGUGCAGGAAUAUCGAUCGGAGAAAUCGCUCGAAGAGCUGAAUAAACUGGUACCACCUUCCUGCAACUGUCUUCGAGAAGGCAGCGUUGAACAUUUCCUCGCUCGAAACCUCGUGCCCGGCGACAUAAUACACCUGAAUGUAGGCGAUAGGGUGCCCGCCGAUUUGAGGCUUUACGAAUCUACAGAUCUCGCGAUAGAUGAGUCCUCCUUCACGGGCGAGACAGAACCGGCUAUUAAAAGCGUGUUGCCGAACAAAGCGACCGCGGGCAGAGUCAAUAAGGACAAUGUCGCGUUUAUGGGUACUCUAGUCAGAUGUGGAAAUGCAAAGGGUAUAGUAGUGAGCACCGGCGAGCGUUCAGAAUUCGGGGACAUGUUCCGGAUGAUGCAAGCUGAAGAGUCGCCCAAGACCCCUCUACAGCGAUCCAUGGAUACACUCGGGACUCAACUCUCUAUGUACUCGUUCUGCAUUAUCGGUUUCAUAAUGGUAGCUGGCUGGCUGCAAGGGAAGGCGAUCCAGGAGAUGUUCACCAUCGGCGUGAGUUUGGCUGUCGCUGCGAUACCAGAAGGCCUACCGAUCGUCGUAACGGUGACGUUAGCCUUGGGCGUGAUGCGUAUGGCGAAGAGAAAUGCCAUAGUGAAGAAGCUACCCACUGUUGAGACGCUCGGCUGUGUCAACGUUAUAUGCAGUGAUAAAACCGGCACGUUAACAAAGAACGAAAUGACGGUCACAACACUAUCGACAUCGGGCGGACAUAUCGCGGAGGUGACGGGGGCGGGGUACGGCGCUAGAGGGGAGAUACAGCUCAGAGCUUACAAGGGCAGGGACCUCGACGUGGCUAGGAUGGGCGUUACCAGCAUGCUUGAGGUUGGAGUUUUAUGCAACAACGCGACUAUCCGUGACGACGUACUGUACGGCCAACCGACAGAGGGCGCUCUACUGGCCUGCGCCAUGAAGAACAACAUGCACGACUUCAGGGAACAGUACACUAGACUCAAUGAAAUACCUUUUAGUUCAGAGACCAAGAUGAUGGUAGUGAAAUGUGCGCCAAAGUACCACGACGGAAGGGUAGUCGAGGAAGUGUUCGUGAAAGGUGCCAUAGAGAAGUUGCUGCCGCUCUGUACCAACUACAUCGACAGCGCGGGCAACUGCGUUCCCAUCACGAAGGAGAAGCAGGCUGACUUCCUGAACGAGGCCUACAACAUCGGGAGGAUGGGGCUGCGCAUAAUCGCGCUGUGCCGCGGGCGCAGCCUGGACGCGCUGACGUACACGGGCGUGUGCGGCGUGUGCGACCCGCCGCGGGAGGCGGCGCGCGACGCCAUCGCCGCGCUGCGCCGCGCGCAGGUGCACGUCAAGAUGGUCACCGGCGACGCGCGCCCCACCGCGCUCGCCGUCGCUCAAAUGGUUGGACUCGACGUGUUACAUUCACAAUCUCUAUCUGGGGACCAGAUGGACAGCAUGUCUGACGACGAACUGGACGCUAUCAUUGAUUCGGUUACAGUAUUCUACAGGGUGUCGCCGAAACAUAAACUGGCAAUUGUCAAGUCGCUACAAAGACUUGGCAAUAUAGUUGGAAUGACAGGUGACGGUGUUAACGACGGCGUGGCGUUAAAGAGAGCGGAUAUCGGAAUCGCUAUGGGUCGGAACGGCACUGACGUGUGCAAGGAAGCGGCUGACAUGAUCCUUGUUGACGACGACUUCGCAACCAUCAUAUCCGCCAUCGAGGAGGGCAAGUGUAUCUUCUACAACAUCCGCAACUUCGUCCGCUUCCAGCUGUCGACGUCCAUCGCGGCCCUGUCGCUGGUGGCCCUCGCCACUCUGCUGGGCGUGCCCAACCCGCUCAACGCCAUGCAGAUACUGUGGAUCAAUAUCAUCAUGGACGGCCCGCCGGCGCAGUCGCUGGGCGUGGAGCCCGUGGACCGCUCGGUGCUGCGGCGCCGGCCGCGCGACACGGCGCGCCGCAUCAUCUCGCGCGCGCUGCUGCUGUCCGUGCUGCUGUCCGCCGCCGUCAUCAUCGCCGGCACGCUCUGGGUCUUCAACCGCGAGAUGUCAGACAACAAGAUAACGCCGCGUGACACGACGAUGACCUUCACCUGCUUCGUCCUGUUCGACAUGUUCAACGCGUUGUCGUGUCGCUCGCAAACCAAAUCGAUCUUUCAAAUCGGUUUCUUUUCUAACAAAAUGUUCUUGAUAGCAGUGACUCUAAGUCUAGUGGGACAAAUGUUGGUAAUCUACUUCCCACCAUUACAGAGGGUGUUUCAAACUGAGGCGCUCACUGGACACGAUCUCAUAUUCCUAGUCUGCCUAACAUCGAGCGUUUUUAUCGUAAGCGAAGUCAAGAAACUCAUCGAGCGAACGUUGAAGAAGCGAUCGUUCGGAAAGUUCUCGACGAAGCCACACGACGCCCUGGAUUUUGUAUGACACGAGUCCGAGAGGAAGACUCAGUAGGCGCCCGCGGCGGCCCGAGUCGCUGCGGCGCGCCGCCCGCCGGGCCGCCCGCCGGGCCGCGCGCGGGUGACGCCCCGUGCGCGCACGUGGACGCCGACGGUGCCAGUGACGAAGUGCGAGUGUGUUUCUGUGACAAAACGCGGCGCGGUGCGCCCGAAGCGAGUGCGGGCGCGGUCGGCCGGCCCUUCGCGAUAUCCGACGGCAAAAUCGAUAUUCCUUUUUAACUCUAUUAAUCCGUGUCGCAGUAUUUUUGUUUAGUAGCAAAUUUUUUUUGAUAUACUUUUGUAGUGUAGACUAAGCGGAAUCUUGGAAUGUAACUUUAUUUUUAUUAGUUACGCUUACUGAUAUUGAUGUUGUUAGAUUAAAGUGGUUAGUUAGGUUACGAUUUUGUGAAUUAUUUAUUUCGAUUGUGUUAUUUCUUUUAGAUC
This is a messenger RNA of Vanessa tameamea, 3567 nucleotides long. It is a transcript of the gene SPoCk, whose product is annotated as calcium-transporting ATPase type 2C member 1. Gene Ontology annotation, biological process: calcium ion transmembrane transport; intracellular calcium ion homeostasis; manganese ion transport. NCBI's taxonomy places the organism in Eukaryota, Metazoa, Arthropoda, Insecta, Lepidoptera, Nymphalidae. Bases 254 to 3112 code for a protein of 952 amino acids. The record is from RefSeq and is a predicted model, not a curated record. Gene Ontology annotation, molecular function: ATP binding; P-type calcium transporter activity; ATP hydrolysis activity. The transcript is spliced from 19 exons. Gene Ontology annotation, cellular component: endoplasmic reticulum; Golgi membrane; plasma membrane.